CACCGAUCUUUAAGGCAACCCUUCUCCUCACGAAUCGAAUCGAAACCGAGCAAUGGAGAUCUCCGGCGGUGUUCUCCAGCGAAGUCCGGCCGUGUCCGGCUUUCGGGCCCUUCGAGAUUCCGGCAGCAUGCCCCCCUCCGGCCCAUCGUCGGCGGGGUUCGGGAGAAGGGCGAGGGUUUCAGUUCGAACUGCCGGGGUCGCCGUCGGCGGAGGGAGAGGAGUGUUCUCCGACGUGGGACACCUCAAGUACUACGCGUCUCCGGUAAGGUGCGGUGGGGGGAGGAGCGAGAAGGAGGAGAAGAAAAGGGCGAAGUUGGUGAAGGGGCUGUCGAGGGGUCUGGCCGAUCUGUGGACGGUGGGAAUCGGCGCCGACUCCGGCGACGGCGACGGGAUCGCCGGAGAUGUCAAGGGGAAGAUGAUCGCGGAGGCAGCACAACUUUUGCUGGUAGAAUUGACACGGUUGAGAGCCCAAGAGAAGGAUUCCAAGAGAAAGCGAAAGGAAGCCAAGGCCGCGGCGAAGGCCGCUAGGAAGAAGGAUGAAUCCUCCUUGAGCUCUUCUUCCUCCGAAUCGAGCGACGGCGAAUGCCACGAGGUUGUCCGGAUGAGCAACCUCAGAGCUCAAGCUGUCCGAGAACCCGAUUCAGCGAACCUACCCAUUGCUGUUGUAGCCCCGGAGUCUGAGACGGGAGCGGUAGAGCAUCACAUUGAACCGAAGCCUGCACAGGAAUGCAGCAGCACCAGCAACGGCUCCGGUUUAUCCUUGGGUUGCUCCGUUGAGAAGCCCACGAAGAACAAGAUCGAAGUGUGCAUGGGAGGCAAGUGCAGGAGAUCCGGUGGACCGGAGCUGAUGCAGGAAUUGAGUAGGAAGAUUGGCGUGGAAGGAGCUGUUGUUGGGUGCAAGUGCAUGGGCAAGUGCAGGGACGGGCCUAAUGUCCGAGUCCUGAAUCAGAGUAACGGCAAUGCCAGCGUUCCCAAGAAUCCAUUGUGUCUCGGCGUCAGCAUUGAUGAUGUGGGCGCCAUCGUGGCCAAUUUCCUUGGGGAGAAGGAUAGCAGCUGCCUCAUGGCAGUCUACAAUUGAUUUAAGUUGUACAUACUAGUGUGAUAAGCGAUCCAUUAUUUUAUUUAUUUAUUUAUUUAUUUAUUUAUUUAUUUAUUUUCAUGAUGCAUAAUAUUUUAAGCAGGAUUGGUGUUGUUUCA
Musa acuminata AAA Group (dessert banana) is the source of this 1197-nucleotide messenger RNA. RefSeq names its product diacylglycerol O-acyltransferase 3-like. The record is from RefSeq and is a predicted model, not a curated record. Bases 53 to 1078 code for a protein of 341 amino acids. Lineage: Eukaryota; Viridiplantae; Streptophyta; Magnoliopsida; Zingiberales; Musaceae. The transcript is spliced from 2 exons.